Symbiodinium sp. CCMP2592 is the source of this 2133-nucleotide messenger RNA. Lineage: Eukaryota; Dinophyceae; Suessiales; Symbiodiniaceae. The record is from the annotation of a GenBank genome assembly.
AUGGAGAGAUUCCUUCAUCGCGGACGGGAUGGGCGGAUCCUGGACGUGGACGAAUUUCAGGUGGCCAAAGCUCUGCUGGCGGGCGAAACGGAGCUCCUAAGCCAGGAAGUGGAUUCCGAGGAACACCUCUUCGACUUGUGCUGUCGCUUCGGCCACGAAAGCACGGCUGCAGCCAUGAUUUCAUACAGAGUGCCAGGGUGCGUCUUCAAGGGUUCCCACAGGUUGCGGCCUCCUGCUGUUGAACCUCCUGAACCACAAGCAGUCCUCGAACAUUACUGGGAUGUGUGCGAGUGCGAGUGCGAGGACUGGAAUACUUGCGGAAGUUGCAGCUGGGGUAGUUCAGAUGAACAGGGGGGCCUUUGGAUGGAGAAUUGGAAUGCAAGUCUCCAGGAUGCCAAGAACGCGGCAGAAAGCGCCGCUGCGAUGCCGUUGGUUUGCGCCUUGCUGGAGGCCUUCGGCUCCCAGGUGGCUUCUCAACGAAUCGCCACGGAUGAAGCCAUCGCCUACCUCCUCGACGUUGCCAUCCUCAUUGGUGAUGCCGAGCUCGCCAGAUCCUGUGCCAAGCACUGCACCCGCUUCCCGCUGAGGCGCUGGAGAUUCCAAGAGUUUGUGAGGAUCGUGGACGAUGACUUCCCGUGUUUUCGAGCAGAGAUUCUGGAGAAAGACGUCCUGAUUGCGGCUUUGGCCGCCGGCCUGGAGCUCAAGCAGCUGACGAACAGUUCCCACGGCGAUCCCGUUUCGCUUGCGGAAGCCGUGGUGCUUUCCGGAGACGCGGAGCUCUGGCAGCGAGUCGAAGGCCUUCAGCUGCAGCUCGGGCCCUGGCGAAAGCAUGGAUACGCAAACGACAUGGCCGAUUUUCUCCUCGAAAAUUCCGGCGACCAUCUCAGGAUGAGCCCGGAGCGCCUGCAUCGGGCCGAGAGGGCGGGGCUCGCUUUGAGCACGUUUCGGGCGCAGGUUGUCUUCCGCUGCCAGAGAUGUGGCGACAUCUGGUAUUACUUCUCAUUGCUGGACUUGGCGAUCCUCCUUGGUCAAAGCGACUGCGCCCGACUCUGCGGGGCGAUGGACAUCGUGGCGACACAGAAGACACUGAAGGCGAGCCUUGAAGCGAUGCCGCGGGUGUGCAAAAUCUGUCGUUCUACCUCGUGGCGAAUUCCCGAUGAGUGGGCCAUGAGCUUCGCAUCGCUCCCGGAGCGCAGGGCUGCAGCAGCCGAGGCGCUUCACACGGCGCUGCAGGCAUCCCGCCGAAAGACUGCAAGCUCUGCAGGCUUCGGGCUGUUCCAGUCCAUGAGCAAAUGGGCCCGUGGGAAGCGUGUGCCAAGAACGUUGGUGAAGUUGGUGCUGAGUUUUGCGGCAGAGCGACCAUCGCUUCUGCAGGCCCUCGAGGGGCGUGAGGCUGAGCUUCCUUUCCUGAACUACUGGUGGGAAGAGUCGAUGCACAGAGAGGGCGCAGAUUCUCAGAGCCCCCAGCCGGAUGCCGCGUCACAGGUGCAGGCUGAGAGUUUGGGUGUCACAGAAAGGCCGCCUGCGGGCGCCGCUGGCUCUUCUAGCAACGACGUGCAGGCACAGCCUGACAGCACAAGCGAGAAGGAAAGCGGCUCCGACCAGGACACCACAAACGAUCUCCUCACGGCCCUCCGCAACAGCAAGAGCGACAUGCCACCCCUCAGCCCGGAAGGUGCAGUGGUCUUCCGGCUCUCCCGGCAGAACAAUGCCCCACGCGUCAAUGGCAUCCUCCUCGAUGCCACGGGCCCACUGGCUGAGCUCCACCUUCGAGUGUUGGAAGCAGGUUGCGAGGUCGCACCGAAAUGGUCGCCGGUAAAGGCCUUGUUUAUUCCCGUGACGGAGCCGCAGAUGCACGAAUUGCUUCAUCCAGAGAGUGCCCACUACGAGCUGGGCAAGACGCACAUCUUGGCCCUCCUUUCGGACCGUGACCUCAUCGACGGAGCGCUGCGCCAGCUCCCGAAGAUCACGCGGCCGAAGCUCCGGAGAGACACUCCGAAGGAGGAUGCAGAAGGCGAUGCCGAAGCUGCGGAAGAAGAUGAAGAAGAUGAGCCCAUGAUCGUCCUGGAAGGAGGGCUCCGUACAGACUCCAGCGUGGGAUUCCCGCCGAAUCCGUGGCAGUCGGGGCAGUGA